UAUAGUUACAAUGCCGUUGCUAACCAUGAUGUCGUAAUUACCACCCAGGCCUUCGAAGCUCUGCCCUUCUUGAACGCAACCACACACACUGAUAAAGCCUUCGAUCUCGUGUCGGAGGAAGACAUGUUUGGUGAGGACAACGGUGGCAGGAACAACGCUGCAAAAAUAAUCAUCUUUUUGACUGAUGGGUUGUCCAACAACACAGCAAAAAGUACGUUGAAAUUAGAUUAUGGGGUAGUGAAUUCCCAAGAUCUGGGGAAAAUUCACAAGGAGUGGCAUAGCUCCUUUAAAUAGCUAUAUAGUGUUGGCAUAAAGACAUUUAAGUUGCACUCAUUUGUAAAUCGCUAUCCAUUAAUGCAUCAGUGAAUAUUUAUCAAUAUAUAAGAUCACAGUUUAGCCAUUCAUCAGUCUAUAUAUAUAUAUAUAUAUAUAUAUAUAUAUAUAUAUAUAUAAAUGUCCACAAUAAAUCAAUAUACCAGUCCAUAAUGCAACAGGCCGGUACAUAGAAUAAAUAGGAGGGGUAGGUUGGGACGGAGGUGUCACGUCAGUCAAGUCAAAAGUUGUCACAAAAAAUACGAGUUCUAAAAUGUUAAUUUCAUGGCAUCUAUUCGGUUCUACUCCAGCUGUGAAGGUGCACAUUUCAUUCCAAAUAUUGAGGAAGGAAAAGCUUCAUAUGCGCCAGCCUUUAUUUCAUUGCCUUUCCUUGAUCAUGACAAUCUCUGUGUCUCCUGCAUGUGGUCAUGACAAUCUCUGUGUCUCCUUUACGUGAUCAUGACAAUCUCUGUGUCUCAUGCACGUGAUCAUGACAAUCUCCGUGUCUCCUGUUACAGCCGCAGAGGCCGCCCAGGCGCUCAAGGACCAGGGAGUGUCAAUCAUCUCUGUUGGCAUUGGUCAGUACUCACUCGCAGAACUCAAGGCAGUAGCAAGUGAUGAUAAAAACGUCUUCACGGGGGCUAGUUUCGCGGACAUUGAGAAGAUAACUCUGGAAGUGGCGGCACGCGCAUGUCAAGGUCAGUGA
Molecule: messenger RNA, 1018 nt
Organism: Lymnaea stagnalis (great pond snail)
Lineage: Eukaryota; Metazoa; Mollusca; Gastropoda; Lymnaeidae
Source: the annotation of a GenBank genome assembly